Molecule: messenger RNA, 890 nt
Organism: Propithecus coquereli (Coquerel's sifaka)
Lineage: Eukaryota; Metazoa; Chordata; Mammalia; Primates; Indriidae
Gene: SNRPE
Product: small nuclear ribonucleoprotein polypeptide E
Exons: 6
Coding region: 81-890 (269 amino acids)
Biological process (GO): spliceosomal snRNP assembly; mRNA splicing, via spliceosome
Cellular component (GO): U4 snRNP; U1 snRNP; U5 snRNP
Molecular function (GO): RNA binding
Source: RefSeq, a predicted model, not a curated record
UUCCGCUUCCGGUUUUUUUAUUCCGGAAGUUGCUUUUGGAAGUAACGUGCGGGUCAGUGUGGUCUUUGUGAGAUUCCGUCAUGGCGUACCGUGGCCAGGGCCAGAAAGUGCAGAAGGUGAUGGUGCAGCCCAUCAACCUCAUCUUCAGAUAUUUACAAAAUAGAUCCCGGAUUCAGGUGUGGCUCUAUGAGCAAGUGAAUAUGCGGAUAGAGGGCUGUAUCAUUGGUUUUGAUGAGUAUAUGAACCUUGUAUUAGAUGAUGCAGAAGAGAUUCAUUCUAAAACAAAGUCAAGAAAACAACUGGGAGGCGUCGCUCUCUGCUACAUUAAGGUUACUAAAACAUGCCGCUGGGAAGCUGCUCUUGUUGGCAGCCGUUGGCUGUCCAGUCGCCUCGCAGCAGCGAGCAGCAAGCAGCGAGUGCCCUGUUCCAGUCCCGGCUUGGAACUGAACUGUGUGAGCGCGGGUCCCGGAACCCGGGCCCAGGAGCGGCGAGCCCGGGUCGGCGCCCAGGGUGCAGCGGUCAGCCUCGGAGGCCCUGACUCGGAACCGAGCCGAGGCGCGGAGCGCGGAGCCGGAGAGCGCGAGAGCGGAGAGCGAGGCGGGCGGGCCAGCGCCGCGUCCGGCGAGUCGAGGAGCAGGACCGCGGAAGGCAGGGAGACGGCCGCCAGCCGAGGGCAGAGGGCAGAGGGCAGAGAGCGGCCUGGCUCGGCGGACGGCGCCGCCCGGCCGGAUCCGAGCUCGCCGCCCGGGACGGCGGCCCCUGGUGGGGCGCGGAUCCUGGGUGGCCGUGGGGCCGGAGCGACUCCGCGGCCGACAGCGGGGGGCGUGCCUCCUCCCAGCCCAGCCGCCCCGGCCCGGCCCGCCCGCCCGCUGCGUCGCCGGGGCAUGUGA